GAAGGUUCUUACGGACAAAAAAUUUGAGAAAGUUAUCGGAUUAGAGAAAUAUGACGAGGUGGUGAUGAAAUUACAGAGGCGCCAUCUAUCCAGCAAAUAGUCAACUAAAUUAUUUUUGGUAGUCAAUGGCAACCAUUUAAAUAAAAUAAAUCAUUUAUUUAAAAUGUUUUUAAAAAUGCAUGCAAAUAGACAUACAAACAACGCAAAUGUUCGCAAAUGUUCGUUGAAGUCCAAGGAUGGUUUUUACGGCUAGAAAAAUUAGAAUUAUUGCUGGAAAAACCCUAAAAAUAGCCCUUUUCUUUUUAAAAUAGCCCUUCCUAUAAUAUUUAUAAUAUAAUACUGAUCGUAUCCAUGGCAACCAACAAUCGUGUUUUGUGCAGAGUGUUUAGUUAGUUAGUGUUUGUUUAGUUCGUGAUUAGUGAAAAAAUAAUUUAUAUUUGAUAUGCCUCCUAUAAGACGAAGCAAUUUAGGUAGAAGAACCAGAAAUGCUACAAACCAAGCUAAUUACCGAUCUAAUUCACAAACGCGUGAAGCGCGAGCAAGUUUGAAUCGAGCUGCUUUUAGUUACGAUGUGUCAAUUGACUACAGUAACUACCAAUGUGUUGUUAUUGGUUCUAUGAACUCGGUUUGCUCACACUGUAAGGCAUUAAAAUACAAAAACGAAGCCAAUGGAUUGUGUUGCGCAAAUGGUAAAGUGAAAUUGAUACCAUUGGAUCCACCACCAGAACCAUUGUACUCAUUGGUUUCAGGAAUAGGAACAGAUUCUAUACACUUUUUGACAAAUAUCCAACAAUAUAACAAUUGCUUUCAAAUGACUUCAUUUGGGGCAACAAAUGUAGUUCGGGAAAAUUUUAUGCCAACUUUCAAGAUACAAGGGCAAAUAUAUCACAGAGCAGGUUCACUGUUACCAGUGUCAGAUAGCGACAACAAAUUCCUGCAAAUUUAUUUUAUGGGCAAUUCACCACAAGAAAUUGAUCUGCGUUGUGCACAUAACAAUUUAGUAAAGAGGUCUAUUGUAGAACAAUUACAAACUUUAUUUCAUCAGCACAAUCAAUUGAUUAUAUUGUUUAAAACUGCCCUGGAUCUGAUGCCAUCCGAUAAUCACAAAAUUGUAAUCAGAGCUGAUAAAACACCUGCAGGUCAACAUACAAGACGUUUUAAUGCACCAACUAUUGAUGAAGUUGCUAUCGUUGUAGUUGGAGAAAACUUGGAAUCCCGUGAUAUUGUUUUACGUCGUCGGAAUGAUCAAUUACAACGUAUAAAGGAAACACACCGCUCAUAUGAUGCACUGCAAUAUCCCAUUAUAUUUUGGCAAGGUGAAGAUGGCUACGAUUUCUCAAUAAAAAUGAUAAAUCCCAUUGCAGCGGUUCUGAAAAAGUCAGUUCAAUGAACUAUUAUUCAUACCACCUAAUGAUUCGGGAAAAUGAAGAUAAUCACAUAUUGAAAUGUCGGCGAUUAUAUCACAAAUAUGUUGUUGACAUGUAUGUUAAAAUUGAAACGGAAAGAUUAACAUUCAUCAGGUUGAAUCAAACCAAACUCCGAUCUGAAGAGUAUAUUCACCUUCGAGAUGCGAUUAAUACUGAUGGAAAUGCACAGAAUGUCGGUCGGAUGACUAUUCUUCCAGCAACAUACAUCGGAAGCCCUCGGCAUAUGCACGAAUAUGCUCAAGAUGCCAUGCCGUAUGUUCGUCAUUAUGGUACAGCAGAUUUGUUCAUCACAUUUACAUGCAAUCCGCAAUGGAUAGAAAUCAAUCAGGAGUUAAUCUCUGGGCAAUCACCCAUUGAUCGUCAUGAUAUUACAGCCAGAGUCUUUAGACAAAAGUUGAAAUCUUUAAUGGAUUUCAUCGUAAAACAUAAUGUGUUUGGUGAGACACGCUGCUGGAUGUAUUCUGUGGAGUGGCAGAAACGAGGAUUGCCACAUGCACACAUUUUGAUUUGGUUGGUUGAAAAUAUAAGGCCAAAUGAAGUUGAUGCAGUGAUAUCAGCUGAAAUCCCUAAUGUACAAGUAGAUCCUGGAUUGCAUGAGGUAGUUAUCAAAAACAUGAUACAUGGUCCCUGUGGAACUCUUAAUCAAAAUUCACCGUGUAUGAUGGAUGGUAAAUGUUCAAAACGAUAUCCACGGACAUUAAUAUCGGAAACAAUUACUGGUAAUGACGGUUAUCCAUUGUAUCG
Molecule: messenger RNA, 2171 nt
Organism: Aphis gossypii (cotton aphid)
Lineage: Eukaryota; Metazoa; Arthropoda; Insecta; Hemiptera; Aphididae
Exons: 3
Coding region: 443-1390 (315 amino acids)
Source: RefSeq, a predicted model, not a curated record